This is a messenger RNA of Mucor mucedo, 705 nucleotides long. RefSeq lists its product as uncharacterized. The annotation marks the transcript as partial. NCBI's taxonomy places the organism in Eukaryota, Fungi, Mucoromycota, Mucoromycetes, Mucorales, Mucoraceae. The transcript has 5 exons. The record is from RefSeq and is a predicted model, not a curated record.
UAAUUAUUUUCUUUUAUCUUGUCCUUUCUUUUUCCUCUACAAUUAUGAAGUACGCUUUUAUUGUUUCCGUUAUUGUUCUAUUAAGCCAAUCUGUAUCUGCUCAAUCGCCAUCAUGUGCAGCACAAGAAGUAUUGAAUACCUGUCUUUCAAAUGAAGAUACUUAUCUCAAAACAUGUAUAGACCAAGAUUAUGCCUGUCUGUGUAAGUGGCAUACCGCUAAAUUAUCUUGCUUCGAUAACUGUCCUCAAGAUUUAGGUAGAGGCUCUUCACAAGGACUAAAAGAUACCUUUUGCUCUAUUGCGAAGACCUAUAAUACAACAACCAGUAGUAGUAGUAGCGUUGCCGUGUCAACCGUGGUCUCGUCGACAAAACUGCCAAGCAACACCCCUACUAUAGUAGUUCCGACUAAUUCUAUCGCAACCAAUACGACGGGUGCAGCCAGUACUUCCAUGUCAGCCACGUAUGGUGUAGGUCAGAGUGUACUCAUGCUCGUCGCCGGUGUAACCACUUGGUUUCUAACCUGAGUAUUUGUUUACACUAAUGCGCAGUUUCUGUUAUUAAAACAUCAACAGUUAUUUUUGUUGUAAGAGUGAACACGCACACAUACACAUACACAUACACAUAUAUCGUAUGGGGCUUUUAUUUUUUUAAAAUAAAUUAAUUUAUAACCUUUUGCCAUUAAUUAUUAUUAAUUGAUGCAGGCAU